GGCGGCCGCGCCCCUGCCGGAGGCGGCUUCUCCUGUGAGCGGGCUGGGGGAACGCCUGCGCUUGCCUGGAGAAGGGCGCUUCACGGCCCGGGCCUCCCCGCGUCCUUGCGGUGACCGGCCCUCUGCGGCGUGCGCACGCGCAGAACUGUUCUCCCAGGGGGCUGGGCUCAGUUUCCCCGGGCGGGUGGUUUGCUCUGUGGUCGUCGUAUCUACCGUCCUGCCCUGUGUAAUGUGGAUGCCAGACUCUGGAACUCGAGUUAGGGCAGAAUGCAGAAGCCAUCCUGGAGAGGUGGAAGCUUAUUGUGGGGCAUGAAGGAUGGCAGCGCGCCGUGCGUUAAAAGCUGUUUUGGUGGAUCUCAAUGGCACACUUCACAUUGAAGAUGCAGCUGUGCCAGGCGCACAGGAAGCUCUUAAAAGGUUGCGGGCCACUUCCGUGAUGGUUCGGUUUGUGACCAAUACAACCAAAGAGAGCAAGAAAGACCUACUGGAGAGACUGAAAAAAUUGGAGUUUGAGAUCUCCGAAGAUGAAAUAUUUACUUCCCUGACAGCAGCCCGAAACUUAAUAGAGCAGAAGCAAGUCAGGCCCAUGCUCCUGGUUGAUGACCGUGCACUGCCUGAUUUCACAGGAGUUCAAACCCAGGACCCCAACGCUGUGGUCAUAGGACUGGCACCAGAGCAUUUUCAUUACCAGCUUCUGAACCAAGCAUUCCGGCUACUCCUGGAUGGAGCCCCUCUGAUAGCUAUCCACAAGGCCAGGUACUACAAGAGAAAAGAUGGCUUAGCCUUGGGACCAGGACCAUUUGUGACAGCCUUAGAGUAUGCCACAGACACGAAAGCCAUGGUGGUGGGGAAACCAGAGAAGACAUUCUUUCUGGAAGCCUUGAGGGAUGCUGACUGUGCACCGGAGGAGGCCGUCAUGAUAGGAGAUGAUUGCAGGGAUGAUGUUGAUGGGGCUCAGAACAUUGGCAUGCUGGGCAUCUUAGUUAAAACCGGGAAAUACAAAGCAGCAGAUGAAGAAAAAAUUAAUCCACCUCCCUACUUAACUUGCGAGAGCUUCCCUCACGCUGUGGACCACAUUCUGCAGCACCUCCUGUGAACCAGCAUGUGUUGUCUGGACUGGGUGGAUCCCUUUCUAACAAGGGGGCAUCAGUAGGCUGCGCCAUCCAGUGCUGAUCCUAUUUAACCCUUUCAUUGUGCAUUAAUUAGAAAGAGGGGUAUUGAAUUGCAGCCAACCCUAAACCUUGCUAAUCUCUUUUGUUUUAUAAAAGAAGAUGGGACCUGAAGAAAGGGAGAGCUGAGAUUUUGUGCCAUUCCUGUUAAAAUAUUCGUCAGGUUCACUGGGCUGGAGGAGAAGCUCCUGUGGGCACAGAGGAGCCGUAAGCUCUCCAUUCCUCCGUGCUGGAAGUGAGAGAAUCCUCUGUGAGCAUGACUGACUCACACAGAGAUGCACUGAAAGGUGCAUUUGGCUGUCAUCAGGAUGCCAGAGUUGAGCCGUGAAGCUCUGCAGACAAGCCACAGAGAAGCAAGCUAGCAGCAGUGUGGCGAGCCCUUCAGCUGAGAUCCAGUGAAGUUGCUUUAACAGAUGUGGAAAGCCAGAUCUUCCACUGUAUUCCCAGCACAGAUGACUUUUUUUCUGUUCAUUAGCCAGAGAUGACUAAUUUAAAUUUAGAACCCGAAUUUAAUUUAAAAUAAUAUUUCCAUUAAUAACCUAUUCAUUGCAGAUACCUAUUAUACUGUGUAACAGUUGUUUUGGAAAUUUUAUGUAAAAUUAAAACUAUCAGUAUUUUACAGAUGUUUUAAUUAGACAUUGUUAUUAACAGGAACAGUGCAGAAACCAAAAUCAAGCCUUUAAUGUCUUAUAGACCGUGCAUUUUUGAAGUUAGUGUCCACCGGGGACCUAUUAACUGUACAUUUGCAAGAUUUCAUUAUUUUUGCCUCUGACACUAUGGGAGAAAUCUUUUAGGAACUAUUGGGACAGAUUCAGGCUUUUAUGUACUUCUUACUACAGUUGUAAAAUGAGAUCUCGUCUCGGUGCCUGGAUUAUUCUUCUCAUGUUAAACCCACCCAAAUGAAGGAGAUGAAGUAGGGAAUGACUCUCCUGCUGCAUUUGCAUGCUGUGCCAAUCCACGGCCGUGGCAAUUGUUUUACGGGGCUCUUGGGCACUGAAUUAUUAGGAUGUAAUUGUGCAUCAUCACAGUGCUCACCUUAUUGAGGCGCACACUAAUGUUAAUGAGCUUCAGGCUUUGAUGCUUGUUUAGAGAUCAGCUCCGUCUUAGGUGGAAGAGAACAAAGCUAGGGAAAUGGUGUCUUAGUGAGUGCUCUGUUCGUGGCUUUAUGAAUGCCCUAACUUCGUACUCACACAUUGGCAGGUGCCCAUGACAGUGUGACAUGACCAUAAAGUCGGAAUGACUGAAGGCAGAGCUCCGGUGCCCAGUGCUCUGACUGAGGGCACGUAAGUCAUCUCACCCCUUUCUAUGCAGUAUUGCUGUUGAACAUGGAAUGUAGGAACUGAAUACUAAAUACUUAGCCUAGACAACCUGAAAGGAGCAAGCUCGAUGAGGAUUGGUCUUGAAAAGCUGCAUUUGGAUGAAAGCUCAGCCUGAAGGACAGCACGCUGCUCGGAGCCUGGGGAAGGGGACACAUCCAUCUGCAGUCUGGGAUCUGGGAGCCAGGGUUCGUUGUUGAUUGCUCGGGAAUUAGCAGGUCCUCUGAAGCUGCCGCAUACUAAACUGCUGUGCAGCUCUGCUCAUUGCGGGAGGCUUCUGCCUCAGGGUUCUCUAGCUGAGGAGCUGAGGACACGGUGCUGAAGAUCACUAGGAAGACUGGAGUCCACCUCCUCUCUGCUGACUUCCCCACCUGCAGGACGGAACGAGGCGUCAUAGUGUCCUGCCCAGGUGGUCCUAAUAACAGUGCCCUCAAGAGGUCCCACAUCUCUUCACUGGACAAGAUCAAGUCUCACUCUUCUUAUGUCUGCUGCCACACAGGCAACUGAACCAAUGGAAAUGAACUAAAUAUCACUGGAAGUCAAUGCUAGGAGAGGAGACAUUUCAGUUUCAGUGUUCUGUCACAGAUGCUUAAAGCGAAAGCUCAUUAGAUAUUAGCCUACAGUAUUGCUGAUGCUCUGGAAACAGGACAGGGCUAAAGCAAGGAAGCUGGAGAUGGUCCAGGUGUAUCAUGCUCACAAGAUGGAAGACCUCAGCCAGGCAUCCAACCUGGAGCAGCAGCCGGCUCCAGUGUCCCGGAGAACCAUGGCAAUCUUAGUUCGAGGUAUUUCCUUAACAUAUUUAACAUACGUUAGGGCUUGGUAACUGGCCUGUCCACAGAGAGACCCAGGAGAAUAACUCAGAAGUUUAUCUUAGACUCGCUAGAAUCAGAAACACUCCAGUAACUCUCAGCUGGUUGGUCAUCUUGACCUCCUGGAGGAAAUGUGAUCCGAGUGUCUUUGGAGCUUCCUUUGUCAGCUGUCUUAGUUUCUUUUCUUGUUGCUGUGACAAAGUGCCUUGAUUAAAGACACUUGAGGGAGAGAUUCAUUUUAAAUUUUAGUUCACAGUACAAGUCCUUCAUGGUGGGGAAUUCAAGUCAGCAGGCGCAUGAAACAGCUGUCCAUCCCCACUGGGGAGGGCACCAUUCUCACUGCCUGGGGCCUUUCUCCAUUUCUGCAGUCCAGAGUCUCCACCAGGAAGUGGUGCCACCCAGAGCACACAACUGUCACCACCUCAGCAACAUAAAGAAAAUACCCCGUAAGGAGCCUAGAGUGAUUCUAGAUUAUUUCAGAACAGCACUAACCAUGGCACAGGCCACCCCAUGAUUAGAAGGUUGUGUUGAUAUGAAAGGCUGUAUCCACAUUGAUUUCACAAUUAACUGCUCCUGGGCCAGAAAAGGCACUAAAGACUUUGGGAGAAGGAAGGCCAGUGGGCACAAUGGGAAAUGAUGGGUAUCGGAAGCAGUGAACACUGUUGUAGAAUGUAGAGCCAACCUCCUGGUGGCCAGAUGUGCUUCCAUCACACCACACACACAGCUGCAGGUGGGUGCAGCUCUACCUGCCUGCCAUACCACAUCUGUCAGAGCCUAUCAUAGUGACAAGGCAUAGACAAGGGACCACCUUGUGUGAUGGCUCCACAAAUGUCCCCAGGUGUGAUGUCAGAUACCACCUUGGAAUGAUGGCGCUGUCAUUUCACCUUUAAUCGCACACUUCAAAACUCCAGUAUCCUGUAGGGUGGGGAAGGUGGAAACAUCCCUGUAUUUAUUAUGUUCAGUUAGCGUUGGAUCAAUGGCUCCAGUAACAUGAAAUUAAAGUCCUUAGGCACCUGCAAUAAAAAAAUUUUUUAAACUG
This is a messenger RNA of Mus caroli (Ryukyu mouse), 4333 nucleotides long. It is a transcript of the gene Hdhd2, whose product is annotated as haloacid dehalogenase like hydrolase domain containing 2. Lineage: Eukaryota; Metazoa; Chordata; Mammalia; Rodentia; Muridae. Gene Ontology annotation, molecular function: phosphatase activity. The record is from RefSeq and is a predicted model, not a curated record. Gene Ontology annotation, cellular component: cytoplasm. Gene Ontology annotation, biological process: dephosphorylation.